Molecule: messenger RNA, 1613 nt
Organism: Pseudoliparis swirei
Lineage: Eukaryota; Metazoa; Chordata; Actinopteri; Perciformes; Liparidae
Product: proline-rich protein 15-like protein
Exons: 2
Coding region: 319-675 (118 amino acids)
Source: RefSeq, a predicted model, not a curated record
GAGGCGUUGGACUAGAGCAACCGGAGACACAUACAUAUGCAAGGAGGUGGCAGAUGCACGGCGGCAAGACACCUGGCUCGUGCGUAAUAUGGAUACUGCUGCUCCGGCCUCUUGAGGGACCGCUAUCACUACUGCUCCACCACUGAAGAAGAAGAAGAAGUAGAGGUAGAAGAAGAAGAAGAAGAAGAAGACACUGACCUGCUCCGUGGAUUUACAUCCCAAAACAAUCCAAAGUGUGACAUUUACACUUUGCUCCGGGUCGUUUUGAGUGUCCACACGCUGCACAACAGAAGCUCAGUGCCCUCCCUGCAGUCGAAGAUGACAGAGAGGAUCCCGUGGUGGAAGGCCUUCCUGCCUAAGAAGAAGAGCGGAGGCUCCAAGGAGACCAGUUCAUCCAUCACCUUCGACGUGGACUUUGACCCUUUUGCAGAGAGGCAAAAAGACCAGAGCGGCAGCGACCUGUCCCCGUCUUCUCAAGAGUCCAGCAAUAGCUCCAGGGAUGACACCUACGACGACUCCCGCCUGGAGUCCGUCUUCAACGAGCAGACGUGUCGCAGGAACAUGAAGGUGUCACGCUCGGGGCGAUUCAAGGAGAAGCGGAGGGUGCGCUCCACCCUUCCUUUGCAGGACAAAGAGACAGAGACGGUGGCUUCAGGGAGGGAGGACAUGCGGUGAUGGUGAGGAGGAGUAGGCGAUCAAAGACGGCUCGGUCUUGAAAGGUGUUUGAGGAAAAAGAAGAGGGAUUUGAGCUCAUGAAGAUGCUUCGUUCUCUUGAGAGAGACCAAGAGGUCUGCUGUGUGUCGGUUGAGGUGGUGAUGAUGAAGAGGAGAAGGAGCGUUCUACUUUUAGCCCAAUGUUGGAAAUUUGGACAUUUUUGUUGAUGGACUUUUGCCAGAAGGCCGCAGACACAAUGAUAAAUGAUCGGAAAUGGAUUCUAUUUUUUUGCAGGAUGGUUAUCGAACCAUUUUACCAACAAUAUCCCAUAAUCAAAGCUCAAAGAGAUAUACUACUAUUGCUGUAAACACAUAAUAGCCCAAUAUUUAGCGAAUGUCUUUUUGUCCUUGUUUCAGUCAUGGACUGUGGCAUCAAUGGACAACUCCUAAAAUGACCCACAACCUUUUAAAGAAAACACAGCCCUCGAAUGCAAUUUGUGUGUGUGAUAUGCUUCUGGAAAACAUUGUCUAUAAGAUGUGUACAUUAUUUCUAUAAUAAUAAUAAUAUAUGUUUGAUAUUGAAGGAUAUGUAUAAUGCUCAUUAUACAAAACAAUGUUGAUUCUAAAGGGUUAGAAGGAUAUUUAUGAAGGUGUGAAAUGAUUAGUUAUGUGUGAAAUCGGUUAGCGGAAGAAAUUAAAUGACGCUUGUGAGCAGCUUUUAGUCAGAUGCACAACAUAAUGCAUAAACUACUUUGAAUGAAGGAUGAAAUCCAACAUGUUUUAUGACAUCUGGGUCCAGCUGAAGUAAGAAGCUCUGUGAUAUCCAGCUGAGAUAUGGCCAUGAGGCUAAAGAAGUAUGAUUCUGAUGUAGUUUUCUUUGCAGGACUGACUGCUGUAUUUCAGACCACCUGUGAAUACUGAAAUGAAGGAAACAUAUGAUAAAUAAAGAUGAUAACUGCA